Dromaius novaehollandiae (emu) is the source of this 1989-nucleotide messenger RNA. RefSeq lists its product as uncharacterized. The record is from RefSeq and is a predicted model, not a curated record. Gene Ontology annotation, cellular component: intermediate filament. The transcript is spliced from 8 exons. Bases 628 to 1545 code for a protein of 305 amino acids. Gene Ontology annotation, molecular function: structural constituent of cytoskeleton. NCBI's taxonomy places the organism in Eukaryota, Metazoa, Chordata, Aves, Casuariiformes, Dromaiidae.
CGCUGCUCUGGGGCAUGCGCGAGGGGUCACGUGCCUGCGCACGUGGAAAGGCGGAAGGAGGCGCGGUGAGGGGGGCGCAGGAGCUACCGCGGGGGCCGCGCCGGGGCAGGGGCCACCCCCGGGGGACCGGACCCGACCCGACCCGACCCGCGACGGGGCAGGGACACCCCCGGGGGACCGCGAGCCGUGGGGGACACACGCCGGAGCGGGGACACCGCGAGGGGCCCGCGCCGGAGCAGGGUCGUGAGAAAGGAGGAUGUGGAGGCAGGAGCAGUGUGGCUGGUGGGAUGCUGGAGACUUGCCUUCUGUUCCUCAGUGUAAAUCAUCUCUUCCCUAAGACCUCAGUUUCUCCUUCAGUAGCUGUUUGUAGCAUCCCAUGGGAUAAGACCAGUGCAGUAAUGAGAAGGGCACUUGUAUAACCUGGUGGUGUGACUAGCCGAGUACAAACUCCCAGAAGCUCCAGUCAAAUACCAAGUCUCUCAGGACUGGAAAGGAGUUGGCACGUUCAGAUAAGAGAUGUCACAAGGCUGUUUCUGUGGUCUCCCAAGGAGUUAAGUCCUUGACUUACAACAUCCUGGUAUCUGGCCUAGAGAACCUCUGUUGUAGGGGAUCAACCAUCCCUGAAAGAUGUCCUGCUCCUUAAGUCCAUGCACGGCUGGCUCUGCCUCCCCGUGUGGGGUAGCUGUGCCGCAGCCCCUUGCCGACAGCUGCAACGAGCCCUGCGUUCAGCAGUGUCCUGACUCCAGGGUGGUGAUCUACCCGCCACCGGUGGUCGUGACAUUCCCUGGACCAAUUCUCAGCACCUUCCCGCAGCAGAGCGUUGUGGGAUCUACGGGAGCCCCUGAAGUUGGAAGUGGCUCCAGUGGUGUCAGCGUUCCUGGGGGCUCGCACGUUUAUGGUGGUGCCCGAUGGGGACGAGGAUACCCGGUUGGAAGCUGUAGACCGUGCGCCCCCAAAACUUCUGUAGCCAUAUGGACUCCCGAAUUGGUACAGGUCCCGGUAGCCACUCAGGCCCCCCAGACCAUACAGGUCCCCGUAGCCGCGCGGCGAGUAGAACACAUCAUCGUCCAGGUCUCUGUAGAAAGUCAUCUUGCUGUGAUGCAGAAAAAGAGCUCAGAGCUCCGAGUUCCUCCAUCAGCUCUCUUACUUCUCCUCCUCCUGGUGAACGAGGUUUACCUCCGCUGCAGAAAGAUGACUUUCUUCCAAGGCCAGUGUGACGAUGACUUCUACUAUCCCAGCAGUUACGGGAGCCUGUAUGGCUACCGGGGCUACGACUGUGGCAGCCCCUGCGGCUACCGGGGCUACGGGGGUCUCUACAGCUCCCGGGGCCUGUAUGGCUUUGGGGACCGGUACGGCUAUGGGGGCCUGUGUGGUUACCGGGGCUAUUAUGGCUCUGGGGACUACUAUGGCUAUGGGGGCCUGUCUGGUGGCUAUAGGGGCUUCUACGGCUCCGGGGACUGCUACGGCAGCUUGUACAGCGGCCGGUACCCCUUCUCUUCACGAUAUGGCCGGAGAUACUCCUAUGGGAGCUGCUACCCCUGCUAAGCCCAGCGGGAACAUCCCCGACACGAGGACCGACCCAGACCCGGCAGGAGCGGAUUGAUGGCUACGCUUAGCAGCAGCGUUUCCCGGCGCACAGAGCCCCUGCGACAGCAGCUCGUCCACGGGAGCUUCGAAUGCUCUGUGCUGUAGAAAAGCUGUUUCUGCUUUAAAUCUGUUUGCUCUCUUGUAUUCUCUUGACCCAUUGCUAAAAUCAAAAGCUUGCUUUUCCCCAUCACUGUGGUUCUUUGUAAACGCUCUAGAAGUGCUACUAGAGUUUUUGGCUUUUAUGUUUGUUGCAGAUGAUGUACAAAACGUAUCAGCCCUGAAUGAAUGAUGUAGGCAGGGUUUAAUGUGUCUUUGGGAACGUAGCCUUCCUAUUCUAUAUUCCUUUGGCUUUGUGUAUUUGUUUUUCACUCUUAUUAAAAGUUACACUGCAUCUAUAAUGUA